Molecule: messenger RNA, 964 nt
Organism: Linum tenue
Lineage: Eukaryota; Viridiplantae; Streptophyta; Magnoliopsida; Malpighiales; Linaceae
Source: the annotation of a GenBank genome assembly
AUGGAGUGCUCAAUUUGCUGCACAAUGCCACUCAUUCUGCGGCCGCCGAGGAACACCAUCUGCGCCGGCUGCUACGAGGCGGCUCGAACCGCCAUCUCCCUCGUCAACAAGUUCGAAUCCUCCUGCGAUAGAGGAUCAUCGUUAUCGUCGCCGCCGUCGUCAUCGUCGGAAAUGCAGGCUCAACCACUAGCAAACCUCCCAAAAUGGAUUAACAGCCUGAACGAGACACACAACGAGUUGACCCACAAAAUCGAUUUCCUUGGCAACAUCGUCCAACUGUUCCGAUCACAACUCCUCGCCGACAUCCACCUCAAACCCGGCAACGGCGGCGCUCCAAUCCCCGCCCACAGAGCCCUACUCGCAGCGAGAUCGGAGAUAUUCAAGACGAUGCUGGACCCGGACGCCUGCAAGUCCCCCGCCAACGACACGAUCACGCUGCCGGAGCUAAACCACGAGGAGCUGGAAUCCCUGCUGGAGUUUCUGUACAGCGGGGACCUGGCUCCGGAGAAGCUGGAGCGCCACGUGUACGCCCUGACCCUGGCGGCGGACAAGUACGAGGUGCCGUACCUGCUGGGGCUGUGCGAGCGCCACAUGGUCCGGUCGCUGGACGCGUCGAACGCGCUGGAAGUGCUGGAGAUCUCGGACUCGGUCUGUUGCAGUAGCAGUGGUGGUGAUUUGAAGGAGACGGCGGUGAAGUACGUGGUGAAGAACAUGGAGGAGUUGGCCUUUUCGGGUAAGUAUGAGGCGUUCGUGGCCAGCAACCCGCAUUUGGCGGUACAGGUCACGAGGGCGUUUCUGGUGGACGCCAAGCUGGCGCGAUGAUCAGUUAUUUCAGCAUGCUGCUGGCUGCUGGCUGCACAAGAAACAAUAAUAAUGCUCUGUUUUGGUUUUGUUUUGUACUGCGGUGGAGUGAUGGGACUGGUACGUGUUCAUUCAUUCAUCGAUCGUUCAUGUGUGGAAUCUU